AUGGAGAAAAGAGUGGAAGCAGGAGAGUACCACUCCAAGGAUUUCCAGUGGGAAUUUCUGAAGAAUUUAGUAGAGAAUGAUCCUUCUCUCUCCCACCAUCUCCAUCACCAUCCAGAUUCCUCCUCUCCCUCACCAGAUUCGCAGCCAUGGCAAGAUUUCCACUCUCGUCACUCCUCCGGAAAAUUCUUCAAGGAAAGAAGAUACUUGUUGAAGGAAUUUCCUGAGUUAGUUUCCUGUGAAGAGAAGUCUAAACUCUUGGAAGUUGGUUGUGGUAAUGGGAGUACAGUGCUUCCCAUUUUGCGUGGAAGCAAGAACAUUGUAUACGCUUGCGAUUGUAGCAGUGAGGCUCUUGUUAGGACUAAAGAGAACAUUGAUCUAGCUAUUGCUUCAGUUGACAACUUCCGUUCUUUCUGUUGUGACUUUUCCAAGUCUAAGUUCCCAAAUUGGGUGGCAUGUGAUCAUUGCCGAGACAACUUCAAGCUUAAGAAAGAUUGCUACCACUCAGGAGAGAGCGAAGGCAUACAUGUGAACUAUAAAUGUUCAUUGAGUGAACACUGCGUCGGCGGAGUGGAUUUUGUGACUCUGAUUUUCACAUUGUCGGCAGUGCCUAAAGAAAUGAUGCCGAGAGCUAUCAAGGAAUGUUUUGCGGUACUAAAACCUGGAGGCCUGCUCUUAUUUAGAGAUUAUGGUUUGUAUGACAUGACUAUGCUUCGGUUUGAGCCAGAGAAACGUAUCGGGUUCAGGGAAUAUGUGCGGUCUGAUGGAACACUUUCUUAUUUCUUCUGUCUCGACAUGGUCAGGAGUCUAUUUGCUGAUGCUGGAUUCAUUGAGGUUGAGCUCGAAAAUUGUUGUGUGAAAGCAGCGGGUGAUCGAAACACAGCCUUCUUUCACGGAGCUACAAAAGCUAGGAAACCAAAAACAUGUAUCAAAAGAGUGCAAGAUGACGAGGGGAUAGUGCAUACCAAAGAUGAAGCGAUUGCAAAGGUGGCAGAGGAUUACUUCCAUGGGAUGUUUACUGCAUCUAAUACUCGCUCUUUAGCUGACAUCAUACCGGAGAUGGAUCACAAGAUUACUGAGAAAUUAAUGCGGCUCUAA
This is a messenger RNA of Microthlaspi erraticum, 1095 nucleotides long. The record is from the annotation of a GenBank genome assembly. NCBI's taxonomy places the organism in Eukaryota, Viridiplantae, Streptophyta, Magnoliopsida, Brassicales, Brassicaceae.